GCGGGCGGUGCAGGUACCAGGGUGUCAUGGAAGGGCUGCUGAAAAGAUGCAGAGCACUGUCUGCCUUGGCUUUCUGCAGCCACCACCUCUCCAGGUACGUUACCCACAGAUGCUACCAUUGUGCACCAGGGAGGCGGCAGCGCUUGGUUUUAUCCCGCAUGUUCCAGCCUCAGAACCUUCGGGAAGACCAGGUGCUUCCUCUGGAGGGCAGAGCUAGCGAUCUGACCUGUAAGAGCCAGCGGCUGAUGCAGCAAGUGGGCCUGAUCCUCCCAGCAAGCCCCGGCUGUUACCACCUCAUGCCCUACACGGUUCGUGCCAUGGAGAAGCUCAUCAGGGUAAUAGACCAGGAGAUGCAGGCCAUUGGGGGGCAGAAGAUCAACAUGCCGAGCCUCAGCCCCGCUGAGCUGUGGCGAGCCACCAGCCGCUGGGACCUGAUGGGCAGGGAGCUGCUGAGACUGAGAGACAGGCAUGGCAAAGAGUACUGCUUGGGACCAACUCAUGAGGAAGCAGUUACAGCCCUGGUCGCCUCCCAGAAGAAACUGUCCUAUAAGCAGCUUCCCUUACUGUUGUACCAGGUUACCAGGAAGUUUCGGGAUGAGCCGAGGCCCCGUUUUGGUCUUCUCCGUGGCCGGGAGUUCUAUAUGAAGGACAUGUACUCCUUUGAUUCCUCCUCUGAGGCCGCCCAGGAGACCUAUGGCCUGGUGUGCAAUGCUUAUUGCAGACUGUUUGAUAGGCUGGGGUUACAAUGGACGAAAGCCAGGGCAGCUGUGGGCAGCAUUGGAGGCACAUUGUCCCAUGAAUUCCAGCUGCCAGUGGAUAUUGGAGAGGACCGGCUUGUGGUCUGUCCCAGCUGCCACUUCUCAGCCAACACAGAGAUACUAGACUUGUCGCAGAAAGUCUGCCCCAACUGCCAGGGUCCACUGACAGAAACCAAAGGCAUUGAGGUGGGGCACACAUUCUACCUCGGUACCAAGUACUCUUCCAUUUUCAGUGCCCAGUUUACCAAUGCCCACGGGGACCCUUCGCUGGCGGAGAUGGGGUGCUAUGGCUUGGGGGUCACUCGGAUCUUGGCUGCUGCCAUCGAAGUCCUCUCUACAGAAGACUGCAUCCGCUGGCCCGGUCUCCUGGCUCCUUACCAAGUCUGCCUCAUCCCCCCUAAGAAGGGCAGUAAGGAGGCAGCAGCCACAGAGAUGGUGGAGCACUUACAUGAUGACAUUAUCGAAGCGGUGGCACAGCUCCGAGGGGAGGUCCUGCUGGAUGACAGGACCCACCUGACCAUCGGAAAUCGACUGAAAGAUGCCAACAAGCUUGGCUACCCCUAUGUGGUCAUUGCCGGCAAGAGGGCCCUGGAGGACCCCGCCCACUUUGAGGUUUGGUGCCAGAACACUGGUGAGGUGGUCUUCCUGACCAAAGAGGGGGUCCUGGAACUGCUGGCUGGUGUUUGUGUAGUCUAAGUGCCCGACCACACCUGUCCUGGGCUUGGUGCCCACUGUACGACUGUAGUUCCUUCCACUUCUCUGGCUUCUCGUGGAAGGGAGACCAUGCUAGGGAGCCCUGUACUCAUUCCUUAGAAUGGUUCGGAUUUAAUCACUGACUGAUCCUCUGGACUGGCCAUCUACCAUGUGCCAUUCAUUUUGCACGUAGACACUUCCAUUAGACAGGUGAGAAAGAGACCUACGUCACUCCCUUGAAAAGCUGAUUUCUGGGUGUAAGACCAGAAUGACUGGAAGCUGGGGACCAUGCUUCCCCAACCUCAUCCCACAGUCUGACACAUGCCUUGUACUUCAUUCAAUCUACAAAGCAGGGCCCUUCUCCUCUAAGGAACCAAGAGCUCCAGAGAGUCAGGCACUUGCUGCUAACUCACUGGUAAUUUGACUCGCCUGCUCCCUUCUGGGGCCUGGGGUUCCCAUUUGAAGAUGGGAGAUGGAGUUAGGUCUGUAAGGACCACAGAGCGCUCACUGACCCCACUAGACAUGUGGAUCUGGUUCCUUAUUCCUCUAAGCUUCCCAAGAAGUUAUCCUAACUGCCUGAUGGCCCCACACUAGCUCCAGAGACUUGACAUUACUGGGUUCACUUCAGCACUGAGAUCAUGUUCUACUGAUAAGUCAGGCUUUGGGAUGAGCUUUUUUGUGUUAAUUUGAAACAAAAAUAGCAUAUUGGGGGCUGGAGAGAUGGCUCAGAGGUUAAGAGCAACUGGCUGCUCUUCCAGAGGUCCUAAGUUCAAUCCCCAGCAACCACCAGGUGACUCACAACCAUCUGUAAUGAGAUUUGAUGCCCUCUUCUGGUAUGCAAGCAUACAUGAAAGCAUAAUGCUGUACACAUAAUAAAUUAAAAAAUAGCAUCUGUUUCAGCAGUACAUACAAUAGCAUGCCCCCCGCACUUGCUGGGGUAGGGAGGGUGGCAGGGGGCUGGGAAAAUGUGCCUUAAACUGUUUCUCCCAGACUUCAGGAGCAAUAGGGCCCAUCCUCCCACCACACCCCAUACCCCGCUCCCCACCACUAUGACCUUGUCCUGGGUUCUGAGUUGAAUUCCAGAGCCAUAACAGGAGAGGCUGGUUGAGAGCUGACUAGAUUCUGUGGAAAAUGGGAGAGGGGCAGCAUUUCACAGCAGGGCCGCUUCCACUCACUGCUCCAGCAUCCAGCUGAGGAACAUAGCUGGGCUUUCCAGCCCAGCGUCCCCUGUGGUCUCCAUGUGUGCCCCCGUGAUCUCCACGUGUGCCCCCAUCUCACUAGUCCGUGGAAUAGUGCCAUAUUCGAGGAGGAUCUUCACCACUCUGGAAAGACUAUCCCAGACACAUACAGAGGUGGGCCUCUCAAAUCUAAAUGAUUCUAAAUUCAACCAACUUGCCAAGGAAGAUAGAUUGCAGAAAGGUGUCUGGGCUCCAAAGCAGGUCCUGGGAGCUAUUAGGGCUUGGCAGAUAGAUGCCCUGGGAAACUGGACAGUGUGCUUGAGGGUGGAGUUACUGCAGGACAGCAGCAGCUGGACAGAGACAGGAAAAGUAAGCCAAACAUCCGCAAUCCCCUUAGUGCUUCUGGCCAGCCGUCAAGUGGACAGCCACCUCCAGCCACAUGCUGUUAUGUCCAAGUGCAUGGGUCCAUGUGACUGAACUGAACCCUCUGAAACCCAAAUAGUCUCUCUUUGGGUUGUCUCUUUGAGGUAUUUUGAUCAAGUGACAUGAGAUCUAAUCUUGCCUUUGUGAUACUUAGGGUUCUGAGAGCAAGCAUAGGUCAGGUUGCCUGGCACAGGCUCUUAGUUUACCGCAGAUUGGGGUCCCUGGGUCCCUUACAGAGCUUCUGGUUCCAGUGGGACCAUGGCUUAGGACUCUGGUUGCAGUGAGAAUGAAGAGCUCCUGGAGAAAGAUCGUCUGCCUCUGAACCCGUGUUGUUAUCAAUUAUUUCUUUGAUUUCAAUGGGGCAUCAGGCUGAUGCCAGCCUCUGUUUGGGGGGGGGGUUGUUUGUUUUUUAAAAAUACUUUUUGUGUGUGUAUAUGAGUGCUCUGUUUUCACGCACACCAGAAGAGGGCAUCAGAGCCCAUUACAGAUGGCUAUGAGCCACCAUGUGGUCGCUGGGAAUUGAAUUCAGGACCUCUGAAAGAGCAGCCAAUGCCCUUAACUGCUGAACCAUUUCUUCAGCCCUCCAGCCCUCUACUUUUGAUGGUUUUGUUUACUGAGGACCUGCCUCGAGCCUCUACUGUGAGCAUCUUCAUGUGCUGCUUCUAGACCUUAAAAUCUUUACAGAUGAGGAACCUGGGGCUCCGUUUAAUCAGCUGUCUUAAGGAUGCAUGGGUAUUGAGGAUCACACCUGGGAUUCAGAUGCCAGCCCUAAGGUGUGCCUUUCUUACCACAUUUCUUGACUUCUGCCCAAAAAAGUGGUUCCAAUAAGCAAAACUGAAUCUGUGCUCAAUCUCAUUAACCUUGUGAGAAAUUAAAAUUCAUGCACACGGGCUGAGAUGCAGCGCAGUUGGCAGAGUACUUGCUAUCAGGCAUGGGGUCCUGGGAUUGAUCCCCAGCACUGCAUAAACCAGGCAUUGUGGUGCAUGUCUGUCAUCCCAGCAUAUGGAGACAGAAGAAUCAGAAGUUCAAGGUCAUCCUUGGCUUCAUAGCAGGCAGCCUGGGACCCUUGCCUCAAACAAAUGAAAAAAAUUACACAUGAGUGCUUCAUUCAUUUUGGUGCAGGGAGUUGAACCAAGGGCCUUGCACACGUGCCAGACAGUUUACCACUGAGCUGCAGUCCCAUACAUCCUCAGGUUCUUUUUUUUUCCCCCAGGGUUUCACUGUGCAGCAGGCCAGGCUGGCUUCAAAUUCAGUCUUGCCUCAGCCUCCCAAGUGCUGGUAUUACAAGAACGCACUCCUAAGCCUAGCUUUAUUUAUUUUUUUCUAAUUACAGAUGUGUGAUGUGGGAUUCCCCUCUGUAUGCUAUGAAUACCAUUGGUUAAUAAAGUAACUGUUAGGCCUGUGCAAGGCAGAAUAUUUUCGGAGAAAAUGCUGGGGGAAAGAAGGUGGAGUCAGGGAGAAGCCAUGGAGCUGCUGCCAGAGACAGAUAUUGCCAAAACUUUGCUGGUAACCCACAGCCAUGUGGCAAUACACAGAUUGAUGGAGAUGGGCUAGUUUAGGAUAUAAGAUUUAGCCAGAAAUACGCUUAAGCUAUUGGCUAAACAGUAUUGCAAAUAAUAUAGUUUCUGUGUGGUUAUUUCGGGAGUCUGGGCAGCUGGGAAAACAAGCAAGUGGCCUCCUACAACAAAUGUUUAUUCUGUAAACUUAAGGAAAGCUGGCCUAAAGGCACUUUAAAAGCCAGAUUCUAAGAAUAAAGAGCCGAUAGACUUCAUAAACAUGCAAGCUGAAUACAGUGAUGCGGAACUCCAGGAACCCCACAUGCAGGGACAGGGAAACUUCUCUAGUCCUCAGUUCACAGAUGGAAACAGCCUGUGUAGACGGCCGGGUUUGAACUGCAUAGAAACUCUGUGCAGGGGUGACUUGAGGUAGCAUUCUCACUUACAGGCCUGGCAAACCAAGUCAGGAGGAGGCAAACCUCUCCCAUCAGUAGAGUGCCUUGCCAAUGGUCAGUCCUUGAGAACACAGAUGUGCACUGUAGUUCAAAGGCUCUGAUUAGGUUGUGGUUUGUCUUCUGCUGAGGUGUUUUUACGUAUUAUAUUACAACAAGAGUUUUUCCCAUAACACUGAGCUUUCUGUUUAGAUUAGCUAGGGCACAAAGCUCUUGAAAUUAGUUGCAAUCAAGUGACUAGUCUAUGAAACCAUUUUCAUGUAUUAUGGGAACCUAGAUUGAAUCGUGAUUUGAGUAUUAUAAAAAGAGCACUGGCUUUGUAAUAAAGCAUGCAGUUGUAUCUCCUACUCUGCAUCCCGUGUCCUGAUUUCUGUGGCACUACCCAGGGUCAUCCAUAACCGAGGAGGUUGGGGAAGGGUCCCCAACAAGCCUGGAGUAGGAACAAAGUGUCUCAUGCCAUGGACCUGGCAAGUAGCAGGUCAGCCACUAAGCUGCCAAAGCCUCAUAUGCUGCUGCCACUGGUGCCCAUUCUCUGUCUCACAAGGAGUUAAACGCAGGCACGGUGCCACCCUUGGCCAGCCUUGAGUUUUAGGCAUUGGACUCACAGGACCACUAAGCUGGUGUUCUGGUAGCCGCCAGUGUGAUUUGGUGAGAUGAGAAGCAUAAUCCUUGAUUUCGCUCUUCCUGGGAUUGUGACCCAAGACAAAUUGUCCUUAACACACUCAUUCUUGGCAAGGUGCUCAGAGGAGUGGUAGCCUCCUCAUAGGGCGAUGUGGGGUUGACAGGGUCACUUGUGUAGAACACUUAAGCUUUAGUGUGCACUCAAGAAACCCUUCUCUUCCCUGAGGAAGCAUUCCCAUAACUUAGGAAAUCCCCCAGGAGGCUUGGCUCUGCCACUAAUGGUAUCCUAAGAUCUGGAUCUUGGUUUUGGGGGUUGAAGCUUUAUCUGUCCUGGAAAGAGUCGAACAAGUUGGACACACCCACAGAAUGUUUCAACUUGGGGCAUCCAGACAACACACCCUACUCAUUUCUCAGCCCAGGGAUUCUACCUCUUGCCAUAAACUGAUGGCUAGGAUGUUGACUGGAUAAUGCAGGACAGGCAGAACUAUCACUGUUCAUUCCUUGGGGAGGUGUAGCGGCAACUGGCUGGGAAAGAGCUGAAUUACUACUUGGGGACAAAGGCUGGUACAUAACAAACCUACCAUGUAAAUCAGCCUAGAAUGUAAA
Molecule: messenger RNA, 6227 nt
Organism: Chionomys nivalis (European snow vole)
Lineage: Eukaryota; Metazoa; Chordata; Mammalia; Rodentia; Cricetidae
Gene: Pars2
Product: prolyl-tRNA synthetase 2, mitochondrial
Exons: 2
Coding region: 27-1454 (475 amino acids)
Biological process (GO): prolyl-tRNA aminoacylation
Cellular component (GO): mitochondrion; cytoplasm
Molecular function (GO): ATP binding; proline-tRNA ligase activity
Source: RefSeq, a predicted model, not a curated record